UUCGUCUGUCUCCGGACGAUGGUCACCAAUAAUACCUGACGAAAUCCGCAACAGUCACCGGGGUAGCUGCGUAGUUUCCCGCGGGAUUUCCCCGGCGCGGCAUGGGUCGGGAGACAUUCCCAUACCUAUAUCAUUCAGUGGUGUGUGGUAAAACACGACAAGGAUAAAAAUACCCGCCAAUCCAUCAGCCUUCCAGUAAACAAACAGCAGCGCACCCCGGUCAGCGAUCGCGGUCCUGGUAGAUAUUUGUAAACAGGUGUAUUUCCCUCUUCUUAAUUAAUCUGGAUUUAAUGCACCUUCUAACAAAGAGUGUUGACAAACAAUGGAGUUGGUAUUAAGGUUGCUAUGUUGCUGUCUCUGUGUUGCUUCUGUCACCUCGUUUCUUUGGAGUCCUUGGGCUGUCAUCGUUUUAGAUGAUGUAAGUAACGAUGAACCGGAAAACUUCUACACGCCGUUCAUGAAUGACCGACCCCGGGGCACCGUGGACAAUAGAAUGAGGAGACCCCCACCCACGUUCACACAAAGGAGAACCCCGCAAAGACGAAUUCUUCCGAACAGUCAGUACCCGCAAAGGCGAGAAAUGGUAUCCCCUUCAAAUACCAUGAAGUACAUUUCUCCUUAUGUAAGCUCUCCUUACUGCCCCACGGGUCAACAGUACGUGUACACGCCGCCGGCCGUGGUCGGGGAUGCUGUGUCCUCCAUCUGUCCAAUGAACAACCCCCCUCACCCGCUUUGUCGAUGUCGAACAGGCUGUCGACAUAAAAACUUCUUUAUUCCGUAUGGGACGUCAAUUAUGGUGGAUAAGUGCGGAAACCGGUGUUACUGCAAUAAUCUGAAAGGCGAGGUGGAGUGUGAAUUCGACAGUUGCUAGAUGUAUAUGGCUGCACUGAUAGUAUGAGGGUUACAUGAUCCUCAACGGAAAACUAUUCGAUUUUACACCAUGAAAUCUGACAGAAUAUAUCUGUAUCUUUUAUAAAGAACUAUUUAAUGCAUUCCAAAGAUCAUGUACCAUACAUAUAUUUUCAUGCAAAUGUAUAACACAAAUAAAAUAAAAUAUUUAAAAAAUAA
This is a messenger RNA of Magallana angulata, 1068 nucleotides long. RefSeq lists its product as uncharacterized. The transcript has 4 exons. The coding region runs from base 323 to 871 and encodes 182 amino acids. Lineage: Eukaryota; Metazoa; Mollusca; Bivalvia; Ostreida; Ostreidae. The record is from RefSeq and is a predicted model, not a curated record.